CCGCUAAGCCCUGACAUAUCAACAUUUGCAGAUCGAAGAACAUUCACUCCGUCCUCUUCUCUCCCGACCUGAGCCACCACUUGCUCCCUCCACCUCUGCCACACUGACGUGUUGAUAGGCAAAAACUCCUGCAUAAUUCUCCAGAGGUCUGAGAGGUCUUAGUAAACCUUCGUAAAGAACGAAGCAUGCUAAUGCAGUCAUGCCGAUUCGAGUGCCAGCUUGGUAACUGACCAUGGCGUUCCAAUGAAGUCCAAUAGUGUCACAAAACAGUUGCCGUUGUAUUUUCUCUUUAUCCAGGGACUAGAGGAAGCAGUCGUGUACCCAAGUUGCGACGAAUGAGGUGAGAAACAUGAUCUGACCGAACAGCGAUCCCUGGGGAAUGAGGAGGAUGAGCUGUAGCAGAAAUUGCACCUCGAGGGGUGACUAAGGCGGAAAGGAUGCAUGUGCUGAAACUGACCAGGAUAGGGACACUGGCAUGGAUGGCGUGGUGGGUGCUCAUGCGCAUGGCUUGUACCGGAAUGCUCGUGCGCAUGGCUCGCAUGGGAAAUAUAACUGCCGGAGGAGUUGUACCAGCCAAGCCAUUUUCAACCCUUGGACGGAUAUACAGUAGCCAUGGCAGUGACAGCUUCCUCGCCACCGAAGAAACCAGCGAGACCGAAAGCAUCGAGAGUGAAAUCGAAUUUGUAAUUGGCCAAGGUCCAGACCGGCAACCAGAAUACAUCGCGGGUUCUGGGACGAAGGGGGCGCAGCCUCUGGGAUUGACUUCUGCAAAGCAUGGAGGGUCCCCUCGUGGUGUCCGUGCUAGUGUUAGAAAUCCACCCUGUAGUUAUAGUAAAUCAGAACUACCUUAUUACCGUCGAGCAAGCCAAAAGUUGAGCACUCUGAACCCUGAUUAG
This is a messenger RNA of Suillus clintonianus, 896 nucleotides long. RefSeq lists its product as uncharacterized. The coding region runs from base 438 to 896 and encodes 152 amino acids. Lineage: Eukaryota; Fungi; Basidiomycota; Agaricomycetes; Boletales; Suillaceae. The transcript is spliced from 2 exons. The record is from RefSeq and is a predicted model, not a curated record.